Phacochoerus africanus (Common warthog) is the source of this 5967-nucleotide messenger RNA. RefSeq names its product homeobox B6 (gene HOXB6). The coding region runs from base 4762 to 5436 and encodes 224 amino acids. Gene Ontology annotation, cellular component: nucleus. Gene Ontology annotation, biological process: anterior/posterior pattern specification; regulation of transcription by RNA polymerase II. Gene Ontology annotation, molecular function: DNA-binding transcription factor activity, RNA polymerase II-specific; RNA polymerase II cis-regulatory region sequence-specific DNA binding. The transcript has 2 exons. The record is from RefSeq and is a predicted model, not a curated record. Lineage: Eukaryota; Metazoa; Chordata; Mammalia; Artiodactyla; Suidae.
CCGCAAGGCACAGGUAGAUUCCCUCAAAGCAGGCCCCGAAGGGGUGCCCGAAGGGACCCCCUCAUCUGCGAAGUGAGAGAAGUUCUCAGCCAGCACCCAUGGCACUCAGAGCCUAUUCUCAAAGGAAACAUUCCCCAAACCCACCCAGACUAAAGGUCUUUUUCUCCCCGUAGUCUUGGUGGGGGAUAAAUCAUCCCUUAGACAGUUUGCUCUGACCCAAAUUAUGCGGUUUGCUGCCAUCUACCGUCCAUUUGCAGACAUGCGGCUUUGGCACCACAAGCCCCGCGACACUGCCUGGAACCGUCCCCAACGCCUGGGGUCCCCGCUGCUCGGGUUCGGCGGGAUUCUGGGGAUUUUGGCCCAGACUGUCGCUUUCCGCUGGAUCUUGGUUCCCGCCUGCCCACGUGUGGAUUAGAGAACAAGCGGCCCCUCUCCCUCCCCAGCCCCAUCCCAGCUCCAAACCUGGAGGCUGACUGGGGAAGCGGCUUUCUCUAGGGCAUAUUCUAAAAAGACUAAUGCUACAUCCCUUGGGCAGGGGGCCCUGAAUCAAAGGGUUAGGGGCUCGGAGUUGUGAGCCCUCUCCCCUCUACCGACUCCAAGAGCAAGAGGGGAUCAAUAGGGCCGAUACGGAGAUCCGAGGCCAAGGCUGCUCAAGGUUUAUUUGGUUUUCUUUUCGGCCAAGGGAGGGGGCGGCCAGGGGAGGCGCCGUCCCCGGCAGUUCCACUCGGUUGUCAAAAGACAAACUGGGUCUGUGUUCUCCGUGUUGGCUGGUGAGUCUUGCCAGUUCCUUGGCCGGUUGAGUCUGUCGUGAAGGAAUUGAGCCGAGUUUUCUGGAAACUGCUGGUGUCUGCAAGUGAGUGUGGGUCCCCUCCCCUGUUUUCCAAUCAUUUCAAGUGAAAUCGACGCAAAUACACUUGGGAAAAAAAAAUGAGGAAUGGGAAUGGGGAUCAAUCAUUAAGGAACCAAACCAUUGUAACUUCCCUUCCUUCGGGACCCCUCACACCCGCUUAAGCUGACCGUUUUCCCAGAAGGGGGUGGCUGGCGAGGAGGGGGGAUCUGCGCCGCUGCCGCCGUUUGAAUAUUGGCCCCUGUCUCACGGGUUACUGAUUAGCUCGGGCUUUCAAGCCGCAGGAGGAAGCUCUGGCUGCUCCUUUCAAGGUGCUGUGGCCCCAGUUCCUGGGCGGGGGCUCCAGGAAAUUGCCUGUGGUGCCAAGCAGGCUGAGGUGUUACCAGGGUCUGGCCAGGAGCUGAAGGCGCUGCCGAGGUGGAGGGGCCCAGCAGUACUGGGGGCAAACUCAGGGGCUGCGACCCCUGAGCCUUGGUGCCUCUGGGAAUCUGGACCCCAGGAGCAGCCCUUUCAGCUUUUCGGCAGAGAGUGACUUUCUGGCGGCUGGAAGGCCCGGCCAGUGCGGGAGGCCCCAAGGGAUCGAGCUCUGCAAGGCUCCUCAGAGAUUUUUUUUUUCUUGUGGGCAAUCUGAAGGACAGGUAGGGAGGGGAAUGAGCCUGGUACAAAGGGUGGAAACACGUCAGGGCUCCUAGGGUGCCCAUGGACCCGGAGAGAGGGAGCUGAGCACCGCUGUGGCUCCACCAUCACCCCCCACCAGAGACGCUGCCGCUCAUUUGCAUAAUGGAAAUGAUGUCUUUGAACCGGGCGCUUUGGACCAGCCAAUUUCAAGGCAAUGUCCCCUCCAAAGAGCUCUCAAAGAUUGGAAGCAGCCGCACUGCUCCCUCGGGGACCGUUUAUGCUCCCCAAACCCAGAGAAUCACAGAGCAUAGGGGAAGAAUUGGGUUGAGAUAUUUGGAUUCACCCCACUCCAGCCAGACUUGGGAGUAGGGUGGGGGAAGGUGCCCACAGCCCGAAGAGCUAGGGGUGCGGGGAGCUUUGCAGCUGAGAGGAUGUGGGGGAGCCUGGAUAAUGUCUCAAUCUCCUUUGCCUCCACACACCUACUGGCAAAUAUCCUCCUGGAGAUUACCGACCGGUACAGGAGAAUUUUACUCCGGAGCUGAACACAGCUCAGACAUUUCCCUGGGAGCUGGAAUGUGUGUUUGUCCGCAGGACUUCAGAUUCACAGCUCAGAAAAUUACAAUUAUAAAUCCUGCCUGUGGGGUUUCUAUACAAUCCUUCUGUUGUGUACUCAAGAGUUGGUACACAUGUAUAUUCACCUCCUCGUUGAGCAGGGAGAGACACUCAGAGCAGCCGAUGGUGCUAUGUAUUUGUGUACUCCCCUUUGGAGACAGACCGACAGCGGUGAUGGAACCACAGACAGAUUCCUAGAGAUCUGGCUCCAGAAACCAGGCAGCCUCUGGCCCAGCCCUGCCUGCCUGCUCUUUCUCCCAAACAAACGGAUCAGACGAAUAAACGCUCAUAAAUACCUCUGGGCUUAGAUAAGAGCGAUGAGGCGCUAUUUCCUUUCAUGCUGGACUCCAGGCGCCCAGGCCCUGCCUUUGCGGCUCCAUCUCGCGACAGGCAACCUGCAGAGGUGAGGUUAAUUUGGGGCUAUGACUCUUAGGAUAAGGCGAUUAUUUUCCGUGCCUUUAUCACAGGGGAAGGCUUCCUCCCUCACUGAAGCUAAUGUUGCCCACGGCUUCCAGUUCUCAUGUGAGGACGCUGUGGCCAGUGGGGUGGCAGGGAGGGCUGAGGCCCAAGGCUCAACCUCAGUGGCAAGAAGGAGGGAGAUACACGAGGCACUCUGCCCACUUUGCUCCUCCUGCCCAGAUGUUCCCCAUUCCUCCCAGGAGUGGGCUUAAUCAUAGCUGGAUUGGAGGCCUCAUGACUCCAUCAUAAGGAGGCUUCAGUUUAUUUUCUUCAGCCUUGACAAGACCCCCAUAGAGCUGGGCUAGGAAGUGUUGGUAGGGCAACUGGGAAUAGCCACUUAGCCUAGAAGUUGUCCUAAGUUCAGGGAGCCUUGUAGGCUGCUUUGCAGGCAACUACGUUCCCAUCCUUGGUCACCAGCGACAGCCCUCUACCACUUCUCCUAGGGUCUUGUGCCAUCUUCCAUGGGCAGGGUUGGCCCACCAAAAAAGGAGCCCAAAGAACAAGCCAGAGGAGAGUCAGCUUGGCCCCUUCAUCAUCAGAUUUCUGGCCCACACCCUGGCCCAUUCCUGGCCCCAGGCCUGAAGGUUGUCACUCUUUAUUCCUGGCCUCCAUGUGCACGCCAGCAUGUUGAAAACACACCUUGGCUCCGUCUUCCAGCCUGGCUCCAAAGCUCAUUUUCCUUCGAUGAGAGAGAGUGAGACAGUCAGAGGUGUACAUUCUCACUCACACCAAAGCUUGUAGGCAGCAAGCCGGUGAUACAAACAUGAGAUGUGGGAGGGAUUGCAGAGAUGCUGAGUGACAGACAGAAGGGUGGUGAGCAUCUGGAGAGGGGAUACGGAAUGGAAUGAUAGUUGUAAGCUGCCUGCUGAGACCCAAAGCCCCUCCCUCCUUAUAAAACUAAACAAAAACCAAGUCUUGAGGAAGAAUUAAUUUUUAAAAAAGACCUGCCAGUUUCUGGAGAGACCUGGAAAAGGAGCAAGGGUUCCUCUCUUUCCAGUGGUCUGAUUGCCUCCAAUAUCAGGAGGGUUGAAGGACCCGGAACUGGAGGAGGAACAAUUUCUUCCCUGUACCCAGACUGACGGAGACACUUUUGAUUCCUAAGAAUCUGUAGCCCAGGAUACUCUAAUGUCUUUGGGGUUAGGAGGUGGGCAGGAAAUGAGGGUUGCAGGCAGGAUAGGGAUCAGACAAAGGUAGGCUGGGGGGUGCCUCUCACCCCCAAGUGGAGACAGGACCAGCCCCUCUUCCCAGUGCCCCUUCUUUCCUGUGCCAAGAGCAAACAGGACACACUAGAAUCAGGCAAGAUGUCUCGGGCAGCGGCAGCCAUAGCCUUCCAAGAAGCUCCCAGCCUAGCACAGCCAGAAGGAGAAGCUUGGGCUCAGACUCUCCUCCCAUUUUCAGGCCCUCUGGGUCCUCUGGGCAGCGGGCUCUGGCCUGCCCCCAGCCCAUAACAGCAAUAGAGAAGUAGGAAUAAUAAACCCAGGCUUGGAAAAGUCGGGGUAGAUCUGGGAAGCAGAAAAAAACGGCUUUCAAAAUCUGGGAAGAAGAGGGUUUCUUCUUCACCGCUUCUCUCUUUCUGAUAACGAUGCUAAUCAGAGGAGAACUCUUCCUCCCUGCUUUGAACACAAAACGCCAGGAACCAGCCCUGUCCUUUCCUUUAGUUCUCGUCCAAGGAGAUUGAGAUUCAAGAUUUGGAGACAUUUAUCCACUUUCCCUUGAGGGAAGGGGGCUCAAGCAACGCAGGGGUUAACUUUUCUGAAAACACAAUUAACUUUUUCCUAUUCCGCGUGGGGAGGGGAGGGAUAUAUUUAUUUAAUCACUGGGGGAUGGGGUGGUCUCAAUCCAAGUGCUGCCUCCUCCCUCAAAAGCACAGACGCCUCUUUCGCAGAUCCUACGUAGGUGGAACAGGACGCGUUGUGCUGUUGGGGAGAGAGAGAAGGCAGAAGGAGAAGAAGGAGGGGGAAAAAAAGGUUGAUAGGUUUGUGCGCGGGUCCCUCGCGCGGGCUGCGCUCCUCCUGGGUGCUAUUUGCCAAUUCCUGCUUCUGCCAUUGGUCAGUGUUGGAUCAGAUGGUUGUAUUUCCUUCUGGCCCUCACUGGCACCUCGCCAUCCCCCCUCAGCUAAAACCCAAUCUCAGAUAUACUACUAAUAGGCGCGGCGCUCGGACUAUAAAACACAACAAAUCAUAAACCCGGCGGAGCAGCAGCGGCCGUGCGCGCCUCCCCUCCCAAUGAGUUCCUAUUUCGUGAACUCCACCUUCCCCGUCACUCUGGCCAGCGGGCAGGAGUCCUUCCUGGGCCAGCUCCCGCUCUACUCGUCGGGCUAUGCGGACCCGCUGAGGCACUACCCCGCGCCCUACGGGCCGGGGCCCGGCCAGGACAAGGGCUUUGCCGCUUCCUCCUAUUACCCGCCGGCCGGCGGCGGCUACGGCCGAGCGGCGCCCUGCGACUACGGGCCGGCGCCAGCCUUCUACCGAGAGAAGGAGUCGGCCUGCGCGCUCUCAGGCGCCGACGAGCCGCCCCCGUUCCACCCCGAGCCGCGGAAGUCCGACUGCGCGCAGGACAAGAGCGUGUUCGGCGAGGCAGAGGAGCAGAAGUGCUCCACCCCGGUCUACCCCUGGAUGCAGCGGAUGAAUUCAUGCAACAGUUCCUCCUUUGGGCCCAGCGGCCGGCGCGGCCGUCAGACCUACACGCGCUACCAGACGCUGGAGCUGGAGAAGGAGUUUCACUACAAUCGCUACCUGACACGGCGGCGGCGCAUCGAGAUCGCGCACGCCCUAUGCCUGACCGAGCGGCAGAUCAAGAUCUGGUUCCAGAACCGGCGCAUGAAAUGGAAAAAGGAGAGCAAACUGCUCAGCGCGUCUCAGCUCAGUGCCGAGGAGGAAGAAGAAAAACCAACCGAAUGAAGGCGCUGGAAGUGGGGGCGGGGGGACGCGAAGGGAGAGGCCUGUGGGGAGCCGGGGGCCUCGGAGAGCCCCCAAGGAGGCUCUGCAGGCGGGGGAGCCUGGGGACCUGCUCUUCGGCCCACGACGGGCGGGGCCCAGGGCUCUCCUGGACGCCCCCCACCUGCAGAGCUCUCGCUGGGUGCUGGGAGGUCCUGCCGCCGGAGCCCGGCCAGCAUCCCCGCGCCCCCUCCAUCCCCGCGGAACCGCCUCAGCCCGAACAGGCUCCCUCGUGAGAACUGAGGACCGGACUCUUUUGAUGUUUCCCGGAAGCAGAGCAAAAUGCUCUUGUCCGUGUCGCGUCUCAUUUCGUCCAUGUCCCCCUGCACUGUUCAAUGCUGUAGAUUCGCAGUCCCCUCAGCGGGGGCCUCAAAGAUUCCCUGACCCCAGACCUCUCUCCCGCCCCCUCCCCAAAGCCACUGGAAGGAGCACAUACUACCUAGAAGUAAGAAGAGGAGCCUCAGAAGAAAACAAAGUUCUAUUUUAUUAAUUUUC